This is a messenger RNA of Lepus europaeus (European hare), 661 nucleotides long. RefSeq names its product glycosylphosphatidylinositol anchored high density lipoprotein binding protein 1 (gene GPIHBP1). The transcript has 4 exons. Lineage: Eukaryota; Metazoa; Chordata; Mammalia; Lagomorpha; Leporidae. The record is from RefSeq and is a predicted model, not a curated record. The coding region runs from base 45 to 596 and encodes 183 amino acids. Gene Ontology annotation, molecular function: acetylcholine receptor inhibitor activity.
GCAGGCCCAGAACCCUGUGCGAGGACCCGGCUCGCUCGGUCGGGAUGAAGGCGCUCGGGGCUGUGCUCCUGGCCCUGCUGCUGUGUGGGCAGCCAGGGAGAGCGCGGGCGCAGGACGAGGACGAUGACGACGAUGACGUGGGCCUGGACGGCUACAGCGACGACGAUGAGGAAGAGGAAGAGGAGGCCCAGGCCAACACCGGCAGCAGGGACACAGCGCGGCUGCAGUGCUACACCUGCCAGGCCCUGCAGAGGGAGGAGCGCUGCGGCCACACCCAGAGCUGCACCGACAGCCAGGCCUUCUGUACCACCCUCAUCGCCCAUGGCAACACCGAGUCGGGCCUGCUGACCACCUACUCGACGUGGUGCGCAGACACCUGCCAGCCCAUCACCAAGACGGUGGAGGGGACGCAGAUGACCAUGACCUGCUGCCAGUCCACCCUGUGCAACGUCCCGCCCUGGCACAGCCCCCGCCCCCAGGACCUGCCGGGCGGCAGCAGCCCCGGCCACCCGCAGGGGGCGGGAGCCGGCGGGCCCCUGAGCAGCCUGGCAAACGUGGGCGCAGCCCUGCUGCUCAGCCUCCUCGCCAGCCUUUGAGCAACGGGGACCUGGGUGCUGGCCCCCACCGCCGGCCCUGCCAGCCUGGCCCCCCACCUGCCCCU